UCGGCUCUCAGCGGCUCCGGGAGAUGACGUCACGGCUCCUGCGCCAGAUACCGGGGUGCAGAGGUUUAUAAGGGCGGAGAAGCGGGAGCGCACAGUAAUGAGGUGAGAAGACCGAGGCCUGGAACACCAAGGACACCCCGGAGUGCCGCCUGGUAUGUUACUGAUUUAUGACUCGGACAGAACAGGAAGACGCCUGGGGCCCGAGUGUGAGCAGACUGUACACUGGUUCAGGGAAGGACCGCUCAGUCAAUUACUGGUCUAGAGGUGACCCGCACCCUACUAUUGAGUUGGGACCAGAAAGUGAACAGAAGGGAUCAGAGCAGCAGCAGGAGAUUGCUGGAGAUUGCAAAUAUGCCCAAGUGCAUCGUCUCCGGCUGCCCAAAUCAUACGGCACGUAAGGACAAGAAUAUUUCAAAUGGGAUCAUGUUACAUGGAUUUCCUAAAGACUUGUUGAGAAUUAAAUGCUGGCUCUCCCACAUUAAUCAGAACUUUGGAGACAUUGAAAGUUUUGCAAGGAAAAUUUUGGAAGGGAAGAAGACCAACAGUUUCCGUAUUUGCUCUGAGCACUUCUCGCCGGACUCCUACAGACAGACGAAAAGGAAAACCGUGCUAAAGGACGAUGCCAUACCGCGUCACUUCCACAAGCGUCCUCCAUCAUCUAGAGAGCAAUCAUACAAGGGUAAUUCAAUAUCUACCGCUCAACCUUACAAACUAGAAGCUAGCGCGCCUAAAAGUGCGGUCAGGAAGGAUGUCAGUACAUGUUCAGAUAACACGAUGGACGCAAGGAACAAAGCCAAACCGAUCUAUGGACUACAACAUAGAGAUGUGCAGGAAUCACUUCAGGCUCAGCAGUUCUCAUCAGAACCACCACCUCUUCUCAAAAUGACCUCCAUGGAUAAUAGAAACAUUCUCAAGACUGACAGGAUGUUAAGCCUCACCCUGGAGAUCUUAUUCCUCCUGACCGGAGAGGAUUACAAAGUUAUGAAGAAGACGUGCGCCGAUCGUAUAACUUCAAUUAGCGGCCCCAUCGAUUUAGGAAGAAGAAGUGCGGCCAAAGAGACCAACCCGAUGACAAGCACAGACUUUGUGAGCCAUGAAAAGAACAAGAAGAUUCUUCUGCUCACCAACCAGAUCAUCCAUCUGCUGACAGGGGAGGUUCCUGCACGCUAUGAGGACAUCGCCGUCUACUUCUCUAUAGAAGAAUGGGAUUAUGUAGAUAAACACAAGCAUCUGUACAAGAACGUCAUGGAUGAUCACCAGCAGAACCUGUACAAGAAAGUCAUCCUGGAUGACCACCAGCAGAACCAGUACAAGAAAGUCAUCAUGGAUGAUCACCAGCAGAACCUGUACAAGAAAAUCAUCGUGGAUGAUCACCAGCAGAACCAGUACAAGAAAGUCAUCAUGGAUGAUCACAAGCAGAACCUGUACAAGAAAGUCUUCCUGGAUGAUCACCAGCAGAACCUGUACAAGAAAAUCAUCGUGGAUGAUCACCAGCAGAACCUGUACAAGAAAGUCAUCAUGGAUGAUCACCAGCAGAACCAGUACAAGAAAGUCAUCAUGGAUGAUCACCAGCAGAACCUGUACAAGAAAGUCAUCCUGGAUGAUCACCAGCAGAACCAGUACAAGAAAGUCAUCAUGGAUGAUCACCAGCAGAACCAGUACAAGAAAGUCAUCAUGGAUGAUCACCAGCAGAACCGGUACAAGAAAGUCAUCAUGGAUGAUCACCAGCAGAAUAUGUACAAGAAAGUCAUCAUGGAUGAUCACAAGCAGAACCUGUACAAGAAAGUCAUCAUGGAUGACCACCAGCAGAACCAGUACAAGAAAGUCAUCAUGGAGGAUCACCAGCAGAACCUGUACAAGAAAGUCAUCCUGGAUGAUCACAAGCAGAAGCAGUACAAGAAGGUCAUCAUGGAUGAUCACCAGCUCUCGUCACAGGGUGAACAACCAGUUUUGACUCCCAAGCCUCCAAAAAGAGAAGACCUCAUAAAAGAGCCCUUAAAUGACUUAAAUAUCACAGCGAUAACUGUGACUGGUGGUGACUACAUCUCAAUUGACCUUACUAAAGACGAACCGAUGUCUGUAGACAGCAUGGACGCCGAUGACUGCUUCAGCACAGCGCAGGAGCCAUGGUCUUCAGAGUGCGGUGAUGAACGAGUCUCAUCUCCAGAGCAUGAAAUAGAGAUAGAAAUAGAAGAUGACUUCAUAGAAGAACCUUUAAAUUACUUCUACACCACAACUAUAAACUCUCCGACCGGCGGUAACUACGUCUCAUCUGAUCUUGGUAACCUGGAACCAAUGUCUGCAGACAGGAUGCACCGCGAAGACAGCGCAGCACAGAAGCCACUGUCUUGUUCGGAGUGCGGAAAAUGUUUUCGGUAUCCUUCAAGACUCGUUGAACACAAGCGCGUUCACACAGGAGAAAAACCUUUUUCGUGUCCCGAGUGCGGGAAGUGUUUUAUAUGGAAAUCACUGCUCAUUCAACACCAAAAAAUUCACACCGGAGAGUAUCAGUGUCUGUUCUGCAGGAAGUGUUUUAUAAAUAAAACUAAAUUAAUGGAUCAUCAGAGAACCCACACGGGCGAGCGGCCAUUCACUUGUCAUCAGUGCGGGAAAAGCUUUGGAUUGAAAACGUCAUUAACUAAACACCAGCGACUUCACAUGAGAGAGAAGCUCCUCGGCUGUUUCAUGCAGAAAUCAAACCUGUAUCGUCAUCAGCAGACUCAUAUGUGUCAGCAACCACUUUAAUGUCACCAGGGGUGUACACAGAAGUCACCUCUCAAUCACACUGGGGCCAUAUAUGACUCCGCCAAAACUCAGCAGCUCCUUCAGGAGGCACCAUUUUACUAACAUCAGGGUCACUGUAAUAUUAUAUUAAAGGAUUUUCAUAUGCAA
Molecule: messenger RNA, 2892 nt
Organism: Bufo gargarizans (Asiatic toad)
Lineage: Eukaryota; Metazoa; Chordata; Amphibia; Anura; Bufonidae
Product: zinc finger protein 567-like
Exons: 9
Coding region: 352-2745 (797 amino acids)
Biological process (GO): regulation of DNA-templated transcription
Source: RefSeq, a predicted model, not a curated record